Messenger RNA from Nerophis lumbriciformis (worm pipefish), 2711 nucleotides. Lineage: Eukaryota; Metazoa; Chordata; Actinopteri; Syngnathiformes; Syngnathidae. The record is from RefSeq and is a predicted model, not a curated record.
GAGAAUACGUUGUUUUGGUUAUUAUGGUUUCUUGGUCUUAAUUACAACGUAAUUGUGCACAUGUAUGUCGUUUAACAGAGUAAACGUCCUUAUUAAUUGUUUGUAUGCGGAUACAUUAGUCUGAGUGCACUUUGACGUGCUAGCCUAGCCUGCUGGUUAGCUUAGCUUGUUGGCUGCUAACAAAGAGAGGCAGAAGUGAUCGACACAUCAAAGCAGAGAGCCAAUAUAUGAUCAACUUUGACGUUGGUUUUUUGACGUCCCAGUCAGCUUUCUCACCUGGCCGGAUUCCUGACUUCCUUUUUCGCCCACUGGCUCCUCCCCCCCGGCAAAAGCGUCACCGGCGCCGCGGCAAACGUGGCGGCCAGCUGGUGAGAGUUAGGGCACUCCUGGCCCGGCUUUCCGUGGCUUCCCGAAGGAGGUAUGGUCCGGUACCUGGUUUCUUCCUGCACCCGCGUUUGCUGGAUCCCGCCGGGUCCUGGAUUGUUCCUGUCGUCGGUUUGCAGGAGGAAGCACGCCACCAUCGCUCCUGCUGUCCCCGCCCCCGGAGGCGCAGGGUGAAUUCCUGCCACCUGCGGGCUCUGUUUCGGGCCCCACCCGGAUCAGCAGAGGCCUUGGACGCGCCGGCCCCUGUUAAGUUCGGUCUGGUUAACCCAAGAUCCUUGACAAACAAAACAUUUAUUCUGAAGGAUUUAUUCGUCUCCCGUGGACUGGACUUCCUCUGUGUGACGGAGACUUGGCUGAGAAUUGCAGCCCCCCCACAUUAAAGAGGAAGAGGAGGAUCUGCACCCCACCCACAUGAAAGAGGAAGAGGAGGAAGUGUGGAUCAGUCAGGAGGGAGAGUGUCCUGUGGGGCAGGAGGAGGAUGAUGUCAGCAAGUUUCCACUGACUGUUGUCUCUGUGAAGACUGAAGAGCAUGAAGACAAAGCACCUGAGUCCUCACAGCUUCAUCACAGUCCAAACGUCCAGCGGGUGUCAGCGGGGAGUCAUGAAGAGGAGUGGCACACCAGUGUGAGACAGAAGGAGCUACAGUCCCCCUCCCACAUUAAAGAGGAGCAGCUUCAUGAUGAAGAUGAAGCUCAGUCCUUACAGCUUCAUCACAGUCAAAGUGAGGAGAACAGAGGGGCGGAGCUUGUAAGUCAACACAUCACAGAAGCUGAUGGAGAGCAUUGUGAAGAUAUAAAGUCAGAACCAGACAGCAUCUUUGCUCCACUGUCAGACAUGGACCACAUGAUGUCACACUCUUCAGAUCACAGUGACCACAUCCAAAAACCUUUGGAGAGUAAAAAUGACUCUAAAGGUGAUACGAGACAUCACACUAACAACAAACACUUUGACUGCUCUGAAUGUGGGAAAUAAUUUAGACUGAAGAGUGAUUGUACAAGACACAUGAGAACACAUACUGGAGAGAAACCUUUUACUUGCUCUGUUUGUAAGAAGAGUUUCUCCAGAAAGGGUGACAUGACCAGACACAUGAGGAGGACACACACUGGAGAGAAACCUUUUGCUUGCUCAGCUUGUGCUAAAAGAUUCAACACUAAGUAUGCAAUGAUAUCACACAUGAGAACACACACUGGUGAGAAACAUUUUACUUGCUCUGUUUGUAAGAAGAGUUUCUCCAGAAAGGAACGCAUGACCACACACAUGAGGACACACACUGGAGAGAAACCUUUUGCUUGCUCAGCUUGUGCUAAAAGAUUCAUCACUAAGAAGGAAAUUAUAUUGCACAUGAGAACACACACAGGUAAGAAACCUUUUACUUGCUCUGUUUGUAAGAAGAGUUUCUCCAGAAAGGAAUGCAUGACCACACACAUGAGAACACACACUAGAGAGAAACCUUUUGCUUGCUCAGCUUGUGUUAACAGAUUCAACACUAAGAAAGACAUAACCAUACACAUGAGAACACACACAGGUGAGAAACCUUUUACUUGCUCUGUUUGUAAGAAGAUUUUCUCCAGAAAGGAAUGCAUGACCACACACAUGAGAACACACACUGGAGAGAAACCUUUUGCUUGCUCAGCUUGUGCUAAAAGAUUCAACACCAAGUAUGACAUGAUAUUACACAUGAGAACACACACUGGAGAGAAACCUUUUACUUGCUCUGUUUGUAAGAAGAGUUUCUCCAGAAAGCAAAACAUGACCACACACAUGAGAAUACACACUGGAGAGAAACCGUUUAGUUGCACUGUGUGUGUUUUGGCAAACUCUACACAAGGCCAAAGCUUUCACCCAAACAGAAGGGCCUCAUGUCCAAUUGUGAGUUUGGCUCCCAUUUCCCCCCAGGGGACAGCACUGGAAUUACAGACAGCAUUUUCCAACAGCUGAAGACCAUCAGUAAUCAGGAAGGCUCUCACCUGAAGCAAUCAAAUCCACUCUUUUUAAGUCUGCAGCUCCAGCUCAGACUUCAGGCCAACAAACACUGCUCGAGGAGAUUUUGACAAAUACAGUAGAGACAACUGUUUAAAGAGACCAGGGUGGCUGACGGUGAGAUUACAUGUAUUAUUUUGAUGUUUUUGAUUUGAUGUGUUGAAUUCAUUGUAAUUGCCAAGUGGUUGUUAAAUGUUUAAAUGCCAAAUCCAAGCUGUUAAAGGUCACUACAUGUACUUUUGGAAACACUUUUACUUUAAAAAAUGGUUUAUUGUAAUUUGUUUACAUUGGUACCUAAUUGCUUUUGUAUUUGUCCACCUUUUCCAAAGGUUUUUCACCUUACAUCU